AUGAGUGGGAAAAGCGACGAUAAAGAAGUAGAAACAGUAAAUAUUUUAAGAAGCAAACAAAAACUGGGUAGAGAGGUUGGUAAAACUAAACAAAGUGACAUAAAUAACAGGAAAGGGAACAAAGUGAUACGGAAAAAUAUGAAACAAAAAAGAAAGAAAAGUGGCGGUAAAGUUGAAAUUAAUCUAAGAGUAGGGACAUGGAAUGUCCGGGGGACGUAUGAGGAAGGGGCAUUAAAACAUUUGAGCCGUGAAAUAAAAAAAAUUAGAGUUGAUUUAGUGGCACUACAGGAAACAAAGCAGAAAGGAAACGAAAUUGUUGAAAUUGAGGACUAUAUGCUAUUUAAUAGUGGAGGGAAGAAUAUAAUGCUAGGAACGGGCUUUAUGAUACAUAAUAAGUUAAAAGCAGCAGUUAUUCAGUUCAAACCGGUGUCGGAAAGAAUGUGUAUUUUAAGGAUGAGAGGGAAAUACCAAAAAAUGGCUUUCAUAAAUAUACAUGCACCAACAGAGGAAUCGCAGUUAGACGAAAAAGAAGAAUUCUAUAAUAUGCUUGAUAUGGAAUACGAUAAGUUGGCAAAAUAG
Anoplophora glabripennis (Asian longhorned beetle) is the source of this 579-nucleotide messenger RNA. RefSeq lists its product as uncharacterized. Lineage: Eukaryota; Metazoa; Arthropoda; Insecta; Coleoptera; Cerambycidae. The transcript has a single exon. Gene Ontology annotation, molecular function: catalytic activity. The coding region runs from base 1 to 579 and encodes 192 amino acids. The record is from RefSeq and is a predicted model, not a curated record.